UCGUGUUGUUUUUACAAGAAUUCUUAAGAAUAAAGAGUUAUUUAUUAAACCAUACUCACAUAUUGUACUAAUUAAUGUUGUCAUAUUAGGAGGAUUUUACACUAUUUCAAAUUACUUAAUUUUCCCUUUGUUACUUCAACAAUUUGGAAAUGACCAAAAAGAGUUAGAGGGAAUGGUUUCAACUGUGUGGAAUGUCUUUUAUACCACAACAUAUUAUUCGUUAUUACUUUACGCUUUGUAUAAAUCAGAAAGUUAUUACAAAAUUAUAGCAGAACAAUACAAUCACAUCAAAAAUAAUUCUAACGCCCAAAUUGGAACUGGUCCUUAUUCCUUAUACUUUACAGUAUUAACUAUGACUAUGUUAGCUUCUUCAUUGCUUAUUCGAUUAAUCCCUUUUGUAAGAAUAUUUGAGUUAUUUAUCAUUGAUAUUUUAUAUGCAUUUUAUGCAUUCAAUUUAAAACUUCAAUUACGUUACCAAAAAAUGAAUUUAGAAAGAGUUGUUUAUUGCAUCGAUAGUAGGUUGUUCUUCUUUGUUGGUUUUGGUUCAUUAUUUACUUUGUCUUGUUUCUUUGUUGACCAAAUUAUUAGUAACACAUUAUAUUCUCUUCUAUUCCCAUUCGUUUGUUUUUAA
Entamoeba dispar SAW760 is the source of this 631-nucleotide messenger RNA. RefSeq lists its product as uncharacterized. Gene Ontology annotation, cellular component: endoplasmic reticulum. The annotation marks the transcript as partial. The transcript has a single exon. The record is from RefSeq and is a predicted model, not a curated record. Lineage: Eukaryota; Evosea; Mastigamoebida; Endamoebidae. Gene Ontology annotation, biological process: macroautophagy.